Molecule: messenger RNA, 2724 nt
Organism: Harpegnathos saltator (Jerdon's jumping ant)
Lineage: Eukaryota; Metazoa; Arthropoda; Insecta; Hymenoptera; Formicidae
Product: dystrotelin
Exons: 11
Coding region: 21-2225 (734 amino acids)
Biological process (GO): synaptic signaling
Cellular component (GO): plasma membrane
Molecular function (GO): zinc ion binding
Source: RefSeq, a predicted model, not a curated record
UUAUACUCAACUGCUUACCAAUGCUUUUGUAUAACAUUGUCAACAUUUGUUCGUCUGCAGGUCUUGUGAUCUAUGACUUAACGCCGACGGUUCUUUUGUUUACACCAAUAUUUAAACUAUUCAAUUAUGUUGAGAUGACAGAGAAUCUUACAAGCAGUUGGACACAAAGAAAAAUAUACAGAAAUAUGCCGCUUUGCAAAAAGCAAGAAUCUAAUGAUUCAAACUAUCAGCAUUCAACCAUGGAGGAUAUCUUACGGUCUAUGCAAGAAUGCAAUGCUAUUCGUUAUACAUCUUAUAGGACUGCUGCAAAAAUGCAAAUAUUAUACAAAGAACUGAAUAUGCAACAUGUACAACUGGGAUUAAUAGCAGGAGUUUUUGAACGUCAUAGACUAUCCAUCACUGAAAACUGUGUUAAUCUAGAUCCAAGUGAAAUUGAGGAUGUUCUCUCUGAUAUCUAUUUUGCAGCACAAAAAGAAAGUAAUUUCAAUUUUGAUGUUGAUCUUGUAACAAAGCUUGCUACAAGUUAUAUCUUACAUACUUUUGAUAAACAAAAUACUAGAAAUAUUUUGGUGUUCUCAGUCAAAGUUGCAUUAGUAUUAUUGAGUAAUGGUAGGUUGCAAGACAAAUAUGGAUAUCUGUAUCAACAGCUAGCUGACCAUAAUGCAUGUUUGUCCCGAGCCAGUUUGCAUACAUUAUUAACAAACAUCUGCAAAAUAACAGAAAUGCUUGGAGAAAGUAUAGCAUAUGGGUAUGAACAGAUUCAGCUGCAUAUAGAUGCCUGUUUUGUAAAGUCUCAAGGCUGUCUUGGAGUCACUGAAGCAGAAUUCGCCACAUGGAUCAUGCAGGAACCUCCUCUGUUGGUCUGGAUAACAACAUUUAAUCGAAUCAAAUCUGCAGAACACAUUAUCCACAACGUCAGAUGUUCCUCAUGUAAAGUGACACCAGUGCAGGGGCCGAGAUACACGUGCUUGAAGUGCACAGGAUACCACCAGUGCCAGGAUUGUUUCCUCUUGGGCAAAACAUCAAAUAAACACAAGCUGAAACAUCCGAUUCGCGAAUAUUGCGUGAAGACUUCACAUCGCGAAGUUACAAAACUGAUCAUUGAGCUAAUUAGGAAUAAGCUAAGACUGUGUCCUACUAGAACAGUAGCGAUAAAUGCAGAGGAUUCGAUCGCGGAUGCUGUCAGUAACGAUACAAGACGUGCAGAUUGUGGUUCACUAAGGAGCACAAUCAGGCGAAAGAUUCUCAGUGAUCCGCAAAAAGAAUUACAAAGUAUUAUAACGCACUUGGAGGAAGAAAACCGGCAACUGCAGAUCGAGCUGUUAGAUAUACGAGGCACCAAAGCGGAGAGGCUGCAACGUCAUAGAGCGACCAUCGAAUCUCAAUUGCAGCGACUAAAAACACUCAAGAAAUAUUUAUUUACCGACAUGGGUCAAGCGCCGCAGAUUAUCACUCGUAUGCAGAGCACUCCGAUGUUGCCGACCUUAUCGUCCAGAGUGGCAGCCUUGCCGUUAGAAUUUGAAUUAAGUCCGAUUAUCAGGCAAGAUAAUGUUCAACAAGGGAUCAAGUUGCAUCAUAGAAAAGACAAAGUAACACCGAGUAGUUUCGAUACGUUACCUAUGGAACACACGGCGGAAGAGGACAACGCUAAUGCUCUUUCCUGUACCGAAGAAGCUUCCACGAGUUCUGGAUUUAAUAUACCGGAAAACAGUCGUAUAGAAUUAAGCACGUGGAUCGGAGGCAAGUGUAGAACGCAAUUGGAAGUGAUCAUUAAUAGCAGCAUGUUUAUGAACGUACGUAUUUCAUUAUCAGGAACAAGAAGGGGAGAAUUAAACCCCACCGAUAGUGGCUUCUCUCAGUGGUUGGCUGCCGGCAACUCGAAUUGCAAAGAAGACAACUAUACGGCUAAUGCAGUUAGUAGUACAGAUAACGACUUGUCAGCUUCGCAAUCUCCCACCGGCAUCCACAGGGACAAUACUCCGUCUUCUUUGCAGCGUCCUGAUAAGCAUUCGCAGCACAGUAGCUUGCAAAAUAUCCAAGGAGAUCUUAAUGAUAUAUUAGAUAGAUUGCAGAAUAUGGUUGCUAAUGAUUGCUUACUUGAUGAGACAUACGAUGGCAACGACAAUUGUAAAUUGAAACGUGCUACCACAGAAAUGGAAGAUUUAUUAACUGGCCUCAUUGAAGGUAUGGAAUCUCGUAAAAGUAAACUUACUACGAUUGUUUGAAGACUGCCUUAAGUAUACAAAUUUAGAUGUCGUAACGUUUAGAAAUCUUUAGAUCACAUUCAAUCUUUUCUCUUACUUUCACCGCAAUCGUAAACACUUAUUUCUUGAUCCUUUUUUGAUAGACUUAUUCUUCCGAAAGCGAUAUGUAAAUAUGCCACUUUACGACAUUAUAUCCGAAUGUGAUCUAAUUAUGAUAAACGAUAACGGUUGAUAGGAAGAUCGUGCGGUAUCAUGCACAUCAAUAAUCAAAAUGCCAUACUCGGCAUUAUAUGUGAGAAAUGGCCAUUUCGAAAGAUUAAGUGUUUUUUAUAUGUUUCGUACGUGUAUUUGUAUAAUAUCUGUGCAAUCAUCGGAAGAAUAAUCUAUAUUGAACAUUUUUAUUAAUAAUGAGAAACUAUAUAAUAUAGCAUUUAUAAAAGGAUUAUUUUACGAUAGAAAAAAUAUAGAUAAAUUUUAUAUAUGCAAAUUAUUCUCAGUCAUAAUUCAUUUAGGAUAAUUA